CAUGAACUUGAACCAACGAAAUUACGUCGCCACGAACCAGGAAAAUGUUUGCUAUCCACAAACAUUGACCCCAUGAAUAAAAAUGAUUCCACAGUACUUACCUACUUACAAAACAGCAAAUAUAAUACAAUCAAAAUCAAGGAGUAACUAUGUACCAUCAUAAUCAAGAAUUAAUUUAGUAAAAUCAGAGUCCAGGAGAAAUUUAGUAAAGUCUUAUGGAAGAUUAAUACAGUGAGGAUCGUGGAGUAUAACAUCAGUCAUUGUGUUGUAAUUCAGUACAUGUACUAUCAAACAAACAGUUGUACUAAUACAAAGGUACAGCUAGGACUCUGAGAAUUAUAAACUGUACAAAUAAUACUGUGAUUAGCGUAUCCUCAUGAUGUUAUCAUCCCAAGCAGAUGCUAUUGUUACGGAUUGAAAUGAUUCAAAUGAUAAAAAAUAUCUGUUUUUGCUUGUCAUCUAUGCAUGAGAUGAUGAACACUAAAAAACAAAUGAAAUUCAGCAUGGGAAACUCAUUUUGAACUGACAUAAUUCGCCCAUUGUUUACAAACUGCGCGUGUGACCUGGAAGUUGAAUGAUGGGAUGACGUAUAAGGAUGUGUGAGCGAUAAAAAGGUGACGGACCAGUCUCUUAAGAUAUCCUAUACAGCUCAGCUGCAGUGGAUCACUUAGAUGUUCAGGCCUCAUUCAAAUCUAGGUUGACCAUUUUUUUGUGCAAGGGACUUAUUUUUCUGUUGAUUUGAUGCUCAUCAAUAUGGCCCCUAGACCAGGCCAAGACAGUGCCCAGUUGGACCAUAUUCAGAGGGGUGAUACUCGUAAUAAAAAGUCUGUGGCUCCAUGGAAGCGUCUUCAAUACAAAGUUCAAAAGCAGGUUUCGUUUGAGGAACCCUGCAUACAAAAGCAGGUUUCGUUUGAGGAACCUUGCGAGUUUGAGGAUCUUAAUGAUGAGGUCCCUGUGUUGUUCAGUUCCAUCCAAGAGGCGUCCAGACGAGACCUGUUUGUGGACAUGGGAGAGAGCAAAAUGAACGAACCAGCCAAAGCUUUCUACGAAGUCCUGUACCUGGGCAAGGCCAAGUUAAACACCAAGAAAAUUACCUGUGACCAGGUUGACAAAAUGUGCAAUCGUCUUGAUAAACAAAGAAUGGAAAGAAAGUUAAAACAGAGGGAGUCUGAGAUGGAGAGAAAAAGGCACGGAAGUGGAGUUAGUGUCAGAAGUCUGCCUCCAAAUCUUGAGGGAGCGGUGACUGUCACUGAAAAUGACCUGGAGAAACAGAUUCUGAACUCUGGGCCCCACACAGACAGUCCAAACAACAGUACAGAUGAGUUCAGCUCCUCAGAAAAUGUUUUGGAGAACUCCUCCGGCAGUCUGGCAAAUUCAUUUGGGUUGUAUUGUUCUGAAAACUCUAAAGAAAGUCUUGGUGAAUUAUCAAAUGCUGGAGGAAACGGAGAAGGGACUUCCAAAGAUGCACACGUGCAUUUCAACGAAGCCCACGACAGUUGUAGUGAAAGCAAUGGUGAUCCUAACAGAGCCAUGCUUUUCAGGCUCGGCGGAAGUGAGAUUUCUCUCAUUAGUUUGGACAAGAAGCAUACCAUACUGGAGAAAAAGUUCAAGGACAUUGCUUCAGUUUCACAGGGAAAGGAUAAAUCGGACACUUUUGGGUUCAUUGCUCGAGAGAAAGGGAAUGUAUUUGUCUGCUAUCUAAUGAAAUGUCACAAUUUUACAAUAGUGGACGAGAUAAUGAUGGUUCUGAGGUCAGCCUUUCGCAGUGCCUUUGAGCAGCGACAACAGAUCUGCAUUAUGUGUCCCCUCCAUCAGCUUCAUCGCCUCUGUCAGGAAAUCAAUGGUCUAGACCCUCAGGAAGCUCACAAGCGAUUGAUGGAUUGCAUACAGAAUCUACAGGAGGGGGAUUCUGGGCCAAUUCAUGCAGUCUUAAAGACUGAAAACCCACAGAGCUAUGAGGAGAUGGUAGAAGUUUUGAUGAUAGAACUGAGGAAACUGUGUGAGCUGAAACAACAGGACCACUCCCAUAUCUCUGAUCCCAACAAACCCCACUUUAACAAAGAGUUCAGCUUGUUUGAGAAUCGUCGGGCCAGUGUAGGAGCCGCCGCCUUUGGCAAUAUCAAGAAGAGCUUGACCAACUCGUUCGAGAAGGUCAUGGCCAAAGUUCCACACAAAAAGCCUAACGAGGCAUUAGAGCGCUUCCGUCAUCGAAGUGGUACCGCAGACAGUGGACAAAAAAGGCCAAGUGAGGCAAGAGACAGGUUUCGACAUCGGAGUGGAACAACUGAAAGUGAAAGUAGCUUCUCAAAGUCCAUGGAAUCUUCAGUUUGCUCCACCCCUGAUGCCUCACCCAUGCCCUCUCCAGCAGCCAUUAAAGAGGUCCACUUCAGCUUUCCUAGUCCCCCCUCAUCACCCAAAUCUCGCCCCCGCAGUUCUACAGAGGGCGCAGUGCCUGACCCUGGAUUCGCCUCUAAGUUGAUGAACAGCUUACACUCUGACAAAUCCUCAGAUUUCAAGGAACAUUCAGGGCGCAGAGCAAGCAUGAAUAGCCCCAUGAAACAGAUGUUCCUGCUGUCAGAGUGUGGUGGUUCCCCGAGCAGUCAGUCCAAGCGACGACAGAGUGCCGCCCCCACCCUCCAACAUGGGGAGGAUGGCACACCCCACUCCACCAGGCGUGGGUCAUGGAGACAGGCCAUCUUCAACAGAGUGGUCACCCCAGCCCGAGCCACAGACAAACCUCCCACUGUGUUAGAAAAAUCAGAAGCUGAGACUCAAAAUGCAGGCAGAAUCCGAAGUGGGGAAGAACUGCGGGCUUUGUGGAAGAAGUCAAUACAGCAGACCAUACUACUGCUGAAAAUCGAGAAGGAAAAACAGGACAUUCAAAAAGUGUUUGUCCUGAGGGGACGUCGGUCAUUGAAAGUUUUCCCAGCUCGACAACAAGAGGCUGAGAUGUCACCCAUUUUGAACUAUGAGGAGAUAACUCCGUGUCUAAGGGACGUAACCAAGGAGUGGGAGGACAUGAUCAACGAUUCAAACAGGCCUCAUAUUCAGUUCAGUCAUCAGUCCCUGCUCAAAUGUGUUCAACAAGGUGUUCCUAAAGCCCAUCGGGGUGACAUCUGGUGGCUUCUGACAGAGCAACACAAGCUUCAGUAUCCAGGAGUUGAGAACCAGACUCCUACCAAACCGUACAACGAACUGCUGAAGGACCUGACAGAGUACCAGCACAACAUACUGAUAGACCUAGGACGGACAUUCCCGGGACACCCCUACUUCUCCACACAACUGGGGCCGGGACAGCUGGCCCUGUAUAAUCUGCUGAAGGCAUACAGUCUACUGGACAAGGAUGUGGGCUAUUGCCAGGGACUCAGCUUCAUUGCAGGGAUACUGCUCAUGCAUAUGGAGGAGGAGCUAGCAUUUGAGACACUGAGGCACAUGAUGUUUAACCUAGGUCUGAGGAAACAGUUCCAACCCAACAUGAUGCCGUUACAGGUACAGCUGUACCAGCUAACCAGGUUGAUUCAUGACAACUACAAGGACCUACACGACCACUUUGAGGAGCACGAGAUCGCCCCCAAUCUGUACGCCGCCCCCUGGUUCCUGACUGUAUUCGCCUCACAGUUCCCCCUGGGCUUUGUGGCCAGAGUCUUUGAUUUACUGCUGAUUCAAGGUGUGGAGAUCCUGCUGAAGGUCGCACUGGUGUUGCUAGGCAACCACAAGGAGCUGAUCCUGCAGUGCGAUUCAUUUGAGACAAUUGUAGAGUUCAUUAAAACGACUCUGCCAGAAAUGGGAGUUAUUCAGAUGGAGAGAGUGAUUAAUCAGGUGUUUGAGUUAGAGAUAAAUAAACAGCUCCAGGCAUAUGAAGUGGAGUAUCAUGUCCUUCGUGAAGAGAUGCUCUUCUCUCCUCAACGAGGAGACACAGACAUGUAUCAGAAAAUCGAGGAUGCUAACCGUAAUCUGAAACAACAGAACAUGGAACUGUUGGAGAAAAUCCAGCACAUUCACAGUCACCACAGAAGCCUGGAAAUCACCAUCCACAACCUGCAGACAAACGAGUCCAAGUUAAAGAGCCACAUAAAGACUCUGGAGCUGGAGCGGAAAGCUCUGUUGAAUGCCGUCACCAAGCUACGGUCGUUGGUUCCGGACGACGAGUUUGUGAAGCUGGACAUCUCCCUUCCUCCCCUGUCCCCCAGUCUUUCAUCCUCCCCCAUCCAUCAGCCACACUCCAAUAACUCCAUCCGUGGUGCUAUUAAGAAGGCUGUCACUAAGAGCCUCAGUUCCCCACUGUCAGAGCUGGGCUCCAAGCAGUUCCAGUUUGAGUGAUGAUGUUUGUGAUAUGUAUAUUUAUAAGAGAGUAUUUCGAAGGAGGUGACUUAAAUAAUCCCACCCUCCCACCAUAGAGGAAUAUAAGGGAGAGUACAUCUAUGAUUAUUUAAGUGAUAGUCUACUUGAAAGUCAGAGGAUUUUACUUCUAGUCACAGUAGUGGGGACAAUUGUAAGGGGAACUAACUGCUGGUAUUUUAGGAUCCAGGUUUCUAGUACUCUUUUGUGAUAAACAUUCCUAGAUUAAACACACUCCCAUUUUACAGUGAACAAAAUUUGUGAACCUUGAUAAUUUAAUUUGUUGCUGUGUCAGAACAAUACUGUGUAAUCUAGUUAUUGGAGUUUUGUAUUGAUCUAUAAUUUCUCAUGGAGACUACCUUUAAUUGAUUACCCCCCCCCCCCCCCCAUUUCUUCAUUAGAAAUAAGUGCAGAAGGUCUUAAAUUUUUAUAAUGAUGUCUUAGAUACUUAUAAUACUCACUUUAGGAAUCACAAAGGAAGAGUUGAUAAUACUCUGUUUACACUUAGAAACACGAGACAAAUGCUGAUCUCUAUUGCAAUGCAAUGCAAAAAUUUUAUGUGUAGUACUUACAAAAAGAGAAUACUGGUAGAUAGUAGGCAAUAUUGUGAAAGGUUUGUGUACAUCUGAAACAAUGAUAAAACUGUUGCUAUGGAAACAACAAUAUACUUAAUUACAAUGUGCAGUGGAUGUCAACGAUGCUCUUUCAUUUGUUGUUUAAAGCUGGCCAUUUUGAUAAUUUCUGUAAUGAAACGGAAGAUAGUUGCAUCAGGGAGUUUAUACUCUAAUGAUAGUAUCGUACAUUCCACGACAACCACUCAGAGAGUAUAAAACAAAUAAUGGCCAAAAGGAAAGAAAAAUGUUUUUAUUUCUGGUUAUGAUUCAUCUUUCCAUAAUGAUAUCCUCAUUUUGUGUCUGAGUGGAAUUUCUGGUAUUGGGUUAUGUAUAUUCAGGAUAUGGUACAGGAUGAAAUCUCCACUUUGUACUUGUGCUGCUGUACAAAGAGCCUCUCCAUCCUUUGUAUGGAUCUGUGUCCAGCUUUGGUUGUAUCGUUAUGUUUAUCUGGAAUCUCGAUAUAUUUCGUCCAUUUUCAUGAUUUUUGUAACAAAAAAUUUUACAAAAAAACUUGUUCAUUGAUAUUCAAUGAACAAGUUUUUUGUAAAAUUAUCAUUAUUUAGUGUAUUUGUACUUCAUAAAACCAGAACAUGUUUUUCUGUAUGAGUGCAAUACAACUCGGAUUGAAAUUUGUGUCAAAAAUUGUGACUUUGUUUGAAUAUCCUUAUGGGAUGAAUGUGAGAGUGAAAGCAUUGAGUAAACGAACAAAUGGUUUUUGAUAUCCUGCUCAAUGAUCUUCCAGUAUCUGUAGAAUUGUUCACUGUGAUCAAUGCAAGUAGUCAUCCGUGGAUGAUGGUAGAAUUUGUUUGAGUUUGACAUAUGUUAAGCUAAUGUAUUGUUCUAAGUUCUAAAUGUGUUGAACAAUGAUAGUAUUAAUUUGUGCAUUUCUUAACAGAACGUAAAACACAAAGCUUCCUACUUUGUGUGAGUUCCUGUCUUUUUAGUCUAUUCAAUGAAAUAAACAUAUACAAGCAUCACAAGUCCUUCCGUUCUCUGGUUCCUGAGACUUUGCACAGCUAGUCAUAAUUUGGAUUGAGUCAGUAUUGUGUGAUCAGUACUAAUAGUACAGAUUAGUAAAUGUACUAUACAAUGAUGUCAGAGCAAUACUAAUAGUUGUGCUAGUGUCAGAUUAAUUAAUACAAGUACAAUUAAUUGUACUGAUUUAGAUCUCUAGUGUUAUGAGAGUCAUUGUUUUGUUAGGAAUUCCUUUCCUUCAUUGUUCAUAUGCUCUUUAUUUUUCUUUCCACUUUUAAAUGUAUUUGUUUUGUUCAUUUAGUGCUUUUAUGGUUUUUAUAAGUGUAUAUUCUAAAUCAGUUACCUUUUAUUUACAAAUAUAAGCUUGCUGUGCAAUCUAUUGAUCUGAGACCUGCUAGUUUCAGUGUCUCUAUCUGAGACUCUUUGUUUUGUCCAUACAGUACCUGUUUUUCCUAAAUGUUUUGUCAUUUUUCUCUGGAAACAACAAGAAUCUCCAGAAAAAUUGUUGAUAUUAUAUGUUUAUGUGAACAGCUAUGUUUUGGUAGUGUUUAAAAAUGCUUGUUAAAAUUGCAUUUUAAAUUUCCAUGUAUAGCAUUAUAUGGAGACCCGAGUAUAUAAAAAGUAAAACUAUGAUUUACUGUAUUCUUUAGGUCUGACAGAAGGCUCUCUUGCCAUGUUUCUGUCUUUAUAUUCAACUGUAUGUACAUCUUUCUCUGCUCAACUUGUUUCCUGUCUAAAGAGACCUUACUCAAAACAGAAAAAGUCAUUUGUCAUGUCUGUGUUAAAAAGUUCUACAGGGGCAAAGUAAACGUGUAUAGAUAAUGUGUCAUUGUCACAGGAAUAAAAAAGCAUCUCAUUUAU
Molecule: messenger RNA, 6788 nt
Organism: Magallana angulata
Lineage: Eukaryota; Metazoa; Mollusca; Bivalvia; Ostreida; Ostreidae
Product: TBC1 domain family member 1-like
Exons: 20
Coding region: 742-4320 (1192 amino acids)
Source: RefSeq, a predicted model, not a curated record